GAUCUUCUGUGGUUGGAGCUCAAGGAUUUCGUGAUGCGCUCCUCGAGAGCCAUACAGUUACUGCGGAAUGGCUCACGGCAGCCAUGCGCCAACGCAAGGAGGGUGCAGCAACCUAACAUUUACAAGGCUUACUGCUCCUCCUGCGACGCAAAGCCGGCAAAGAAUUCGAAGUCGAAAGUGAAGGCUGUCGCCGAUCCACCAAUACCCCCAGCCGAUCAUCGACAACUGGCUAUUGACCAGGAGCUAUUCACGACCUCGAUAUACAGCCCUGGGUCACCUCUCUUUUUGCCGAAUGGCACGCGGAUAUUUAACCGAUUGACUUCGUUCCUGAAAGCGCAGUAUGCACAGUUUGGGUUCCAGGAAGUUAUAUCGCCGACCAUAUAUAAGAAGUCCCUAUGGGAGAAAUCUGGGCAUUGGGAGAACUAUGCGGAGGACAUGUUCUCGGUGACCGGCCGUGGAGCCUCAGGGGAGGCUGAGGGCAAGCAGGUUGGCCAGGACGAGGAAUUCGGUCUCAAGCCGAUGAACUGUCCCGGGCAUUGUAUACUCUUCGCCUCGAAACAACGGAGCUUCCGCGACUUGCCGAUACGAUUCUCGGAUUUCAGUCCUCUCCAUAGAAACGAAAUAUCGGGCGCCUUGAGCGGAUUGACGAGAGUUCGCCGCUUCCACCAGGACGAUGGGCAUAUUUUCUGCAGGCCGUCACAGGUUGCCGAGGAGAUCUCAAAGACGCUGGAUUUUGUGCAGAUGGCUUACGAAACGUUCAAGCUUGGCCCGUAUAGGCUGGCAUUAUCUACACGACCUAAGGAUCAUUAUAUUGGGACCGCGGAGGAGUGGGAUGGCGCGGAGUCAGCUUUGCGAGAAGCGCUCGAUGCCAGUGGACAAGUCUGGAGUGUCAAUGAGGGAGAUGGCGCUUUCUAUGGCCCGAAGAUCGAUAUUAUUCUGAAAGAUUCGGACGGGAAGGAGCAUCAGACAGCCACAAUCCAAUUGGAUUUCCAGCUGCCGAAGAGAUUCGAAUUGCAGUAUACAGCGCCGGCUCCUGAACUUGAGCAGAAGGGUUUAACUACAACUGACCCGGAGCUGCUCGCUGUUUCUGGCCCAGUAAGGCCGGUCAUGAUUCAUCGCGCCGUCUUGGGGUCCGUUGAACGCUUCAUGGCUCUUCUUAUUGAGCAUUACAAUGGACGAUGGCCGUUCUGGUUGAACACUAAGCAGGUCAUGGUCAUCACGGUCAACGACGACCCGUCUGUGGUAGCAUUUGCCUCAGAUGCGAUCAAUGAAAUCCAGGGGAUGCCGAAAUCUGGAACCAAAGCUCAAGCACGCGGCAUGCAUAGUCCCGUGUUUGGAGUUGACCUCGACACCACGCCACGCUCCGUGAAGAAGAAGAUCUCAGAGGCAAUGAGGAAGCACUACGGCAUCAUUGCCGUGGUAGGGAAGAGCAAUGUCGAGGACGGACGCCACAUCACUGUUGACUUCCGAGGCGUUUCAGGAUCACAGAAAGUGAUUAAGCAAGAGCUCCUGGAAGCCAUUAAGGGCGAGAACUCUGCGGACUUGUUGAGUUCCUCCGAGGCCGAUGCCGAUCCACUUGAGUUUACGGAAGGUGACCUUAAGCAGGUCAAUGUGACGCCUGCACAGUUACGGAGCAUUCUUAUUAAACUGGAGCAAGCCUACCAAUAAGGCUUGUACUACAAAUAAGCCUCGGCAUGAUAAUACUGUACAAUACUAUAAAAAUAUUACCCUUGCAUAUAGACAGCUCUCGGCAGAUGAAAUCAACUGCCGUACUCUUUCCAUCGGACGUCCGAGGGGACCGUAGCGCGACUUGUGGAACGUUCGGUGAGAGAUAUAAAAUUUAUUUUUGUCUCAGACUAUUCUAGAAAUUGUCGCGUAUCGCAGGACCCAAAGUUUAGGUGCUUACUGUACUGUACUACGGUGCCGCCGCUCAGGGCCUAUGCAGGGGCAAAGGCUUGUCGAAAUGCUACCUCGGCAUCCCAACAUGAUUUCAAAUUUAUUAGAUACUCCCCUUAUCGAAAUAUUCUUCACGGUAUACGGCCGUACUUGUUUAUAUCCGAAGCCGCCAAGAAAAUAGACACUGUCCGUAUAUGAGAGAGUUGUUGAUAUUUUUUUGCAAUGUGUUUAGUCAUUCAUUGCGUCAUAUGGCGGGGUUGAUAUCAAUGAGCCUCGGCGCAUUAUUUUGCAUAGACAAUCGACGAUAGAAACGUCACCCACGGCCUAUCUACUCCCCGCGUCUAGAAUAGAAAUAGUAACUUACAUGGCCCUGCAUUCUAUGCAGUUCUAAUGGAUUACAAAGCCAAACCCCCGCAGCUCAACGUUUUAUCGAUUUCCACA
This is a messenger RNA of Pseudogymnoascus verrucosus, 2337 nucleotides long. RefSeq lists its product as uncharacterized. Bases 34 to 1668 code for a protein of 544 amino acids. Gene Ontology annotation, biological process: threonyl-tRNA aminoacylation. Lineage: Eukaryota; Fungi; Ascomycota; Leotiomycetes; Thelebolales; Thelebolaceae. Gene Ontology annotation, molecular function: threonine-tRNA ligase activity; ATP binding. Gene Ontology annotation, cellular component: cytoplasm. The record is from RefSeq and is a predicted model, not a curated record. The transcript has a single exon.